CGUGACUAGCGUUUAUCCGCCAUUUUGAGCGCUUGCAGCAUGUCGGAUUUUACCGCGGUUGCGCCGCCACAAUCAAAUAUUUCGGCCAGCUACGAUCCUAACUCAGCGUUUGCGGAUGCUGUGCAAAGAGCGCGACAGAUUGCGGCGAAGAUUAACCCUCCUUCAAAUUCGGAAGCCAAUAACAUAACUGGUGGUGGCACCAAGCGACCACUAGAAGACAGCAUGGACAGAUCAGAUGGUUCCCCAGAUGCAAAGAAGUUAGCUGCCGUGAAUGAUCCCUUUGGAGCGCAAUUGGCUGCCUUGGCUCAACAAAGGGUUGGAAUGAACAACCAGGCCCCCGUGGUGGAGGAAUGGAGUGUUCCGGACAAGAUGGUUGGCCUGAUCAUUGGUCGAGGCGGUGAACAAAUUAGCAGACUGCAAGCAGAGUCUGGUUGCAAAAUUCAGAUGGCUCCUGAAUGUGGCGGCCUUCCCGACCGGUCGUGUACGCUGACUGGUCCCAGACACGCAAUAGAGAAGGCGAAAGAGAUGAUCAACCAGAUCAUAAGCCGUGGAGGCGACCCUAACCAAUUGAACGAUGGACACCUUAUAGUAGAACUCAUGAUCCCAGGGCCAAAGGUCGGCCUGGUGAUCGGCAAGGGUGGUGAAACGAUUCGCAGCUUACAGGAAAGGGCGAAUGUCAAAAUGGUAAUGAUCCAAGACGGGCCUCAACAGUCGAUGAUGGACAAGCCCCUCAGGAUAACGGGCGAGAAGAGCAAGUGCGAGUAUGCCAAGAGGCUAGUGCUUGACCUCAUCACGGAGAAGGAGCUUGAGUUAGAAGAGCAGCACGAUAUGAAUGCUCUUCAAUCUCUGAACGUCCGAAGAGGCGGAGGAGGCGGCGGCGGAGGCUUUGGAGGAGGCAACGAGUACGGCGGAGGCGGCGAAGGUUCUUCCCAGGAAGUGAUGGUGCCAAAGCAGGCUGUCGGUGUAGUGAUUGGGAAGCAGGGGGACAUGAUAAAACGCAUCCAGCAAGAAACCGGUGCCAGGGUUCAGUUCCAGCAACCGCACGACGACAAUGCCACUGAGCGCGUCUGUUUGCUCACUGGCAACCCUGAACAAGUUCACCAUGCUGCUUCGUUCAUAGGGGAGCUUAUUCAGAGCGUUCUUGCCCGUGACCAACAAAACAUGGGCAGGGGAAGGGGUCGGGGCCGCGGUGGCGGUGGCUUUGACGGUGCAGGUGGGUUCGGGCCUCCAGGGGGACCGGGCAUGGGACGGGGCCGGCGUGGAGGGGAAGACAUGCACGAAGUGCAGUACCCAGUUCCAGCGAACAAGUGUGGCCUCGUUAUCGGCAAAGGAGGUGAAUCGAUUCGGCAAAUCAACCAGCAAUCCGGUGCACAUGUUGAAUUGUCACGCGCCCCUCCGCCGAACCCAGUUGAAAAGGUCUUCAUCAUCCGAGGCAGCCCGCAGCAGAUUGAGCAUGCGCAGCAGCUCAUCAACGAGCGGAUAGGAGGGCCUCCUCCUGGUGCAUCAAAUGGCCAGGGUCCUCCUAGCUACCCAACACAAUACCCACAGCCAUACCAACAGCCUCCUCCACCAAACCAGCCUUACGCUCCACAAGGAUGGGGCAACGCCUACCAGCACUGGCAAAACCAGACUGCUCCUCCCAAUGAUCCCUCCAAGGCUGCAGCAGAUGCCAAUGCAGCAGCCUGGGCAGCCUACUACGCGCAGUACUACGGACAGCAGGGUGGACAGCCUCCGCAGCAACAGCCUCCUGCGGCCGCAGCUGCAGGGGCAGUUCCCGCCCAAGCGCCACAGCAGGCUCCCCAGGGGGCAGCACCAGGAGGAGCACAACCGGAUUACAGCCAAGCAUGGAUUGAAUACUACCGUUCACUUGGAAUGUACAGAGAAGCAGAGAUGAUAGAGCACCAGACAAGAACCAACCAGACGCAACAGGCCCAGCAGCCCUUCCCACCAGGUGGAGGAGGAGCAGGAGGCGCACCCCCACCCCAGUCUCAGGGCCAGCAGCAGUCACAGGUGGCAGGUCCCCCUGGAGCAGGACAGCCUGGUGCCCCUCAGCCCCCUCCGCCUGCAGGUGGUUCAGCACCCCCGGGCUCCUCCUACCCACCAGGCACCUACCCCCCACAGCAACCUUACGGAGCAGCAGCGGGGGCAGGGCAGCAGUAUGCUGGGGGAUAUAACUACGCUGGUUACGCGGGGGCGCAGUAGUCUGCAGGGGACUGCUACACUUUGUAGAUUUUGAGCUGUCCAUCUAGCACUGCAUCCCCCCUUCCACAUCCUGUUGGGCAAUUUGGUGAUAUUGUGCAUUUGGCUCUCCUCGACCUUUGCAAAUGUGCGAAACAGAUAUUGCUCAGAGUUUUUGCAAAAAAAAAACGACCCGAAAAGAGUGCUCUGAGGUUCCCUCUGUCCAGCUGUAGCGAAGAUUGCUUUUGUUAUCUGGGAAUUUUUGGGGAAGUCUGGCAGGAGGGGCGCGACGCUUGCAAGGACGCCCCAACCGUUCCCCCCCUGUUCAAUGACAUUCCGAUGCCAAGGGCGCGACUGGGAAUUUGUUUUAAGUCGGGGCCCCGUUUUGUUCUUUUCGUUGCCUUGCAAGAGUCAUAUGCACGCAAUUCCCUGAGCAGGGCAGAAAAAAAAUCGCAUCUUUCUCACUCAUUGUCAUUUUUUUAUCGAGAAUCACACAGAAAAAAAAAGGGGGAAAAGAAACUCUGCCAGGGCGUGGGAACUAUUUGUUAUGGACUGCACAUCUUGCUGACUUCCCCAUUCUUUUUCUCUAUUCUGCAUUUUGUAUUGUGUCGAAUAAACUUGUCUGUGAUU
Messenger RNA from Ornithodoros turicata, 2808 nucleotides. It is a transcript of the gene Psi, whose product is annotated as far upstream element-binding protein 1-like. Gene Ontology annotation, cellular component: nucleus; cytoplasm. The transcript is spliced from 19 exons. The record is from RefSeq and is a predicted model, not a curated record. Gene Ontology annotation, molecular function: mRNA binding. Gene Ontology annotation, biological process: regulation of DNA-templated transcription; mRNA processing; regulation of alternative mRNA splicing, via spliceosome. The coding region runs from base 40 to 2202 and encodes 720 amino acids. Lineage: Eukaryota; Metazoa; Arthropoda; Arachnida; Ixodida; Argasidae.